Molecule: messenger RNA, 865 nt
Organism: Suillus clintonianus
Lineage: Eukaryota; Fungi; Basidiomycota; Agaricomycetes; Boletales; Suillaceae
Product: HotDog domain-containing protein
Exons: 5
Coding region: 84-659 (191 amino acids)
Molecular function (GO): fatty acyl-CoA hydrolase activity
Source: RefSeq, a predicted model, not a curated record
AUCUGAACUAACAUAUGAUCAUGAACUCUUGCAACGUAGCAGGGUAAAUUCACACCCGAACGUAAUUUGACCUUUUCCCUCCAAUGAAGCCAGCAAGCAAUACCGAUACCUCCCGAGUCGAAGGGAAUGCUCCACCAGAAGUCAAACAUUCUUUGCUCGGCUUUCUGGUGCAGUCGAGCCGUGUUUCGCGAUCGAUUGCUAAGCCUUUCAGAGGUUUCGAGGCCGAGUUCGGGUCACGGUUGCAACUAACAGAGGCAUCUGUAUUGUUGAAGGCAGAGGAGCCAGGGAAAUCCGAAGGACGUGUCGUUGUCGAGGUGGUCGUGGAUGAAGAUAUGCUCAAUGGUGGUGGAAGCGUGCACGGUGGAUGUAUAGCCAUGAUGAUUGAUAUCUGCUCGACAAUGCCUAUUUACGUCCUUGGGGCCUCGACAAGCGGUUAUGGCGUAUUCGGCGUAUCGCAGUCUUUGAAUAUUGUCUACCAUUCACCAGGAUUGCUGGGAGACAAGUUACGCCUUGUGAGCACAACACUCGCUGUUGGUAGCCGGGCACUCUCAAGCCGUUGUGAGGUAUGGAAUGUUACGCGACACCGGUUAGUAGCAUCAGCUGUACACAUCAAGAUGGUUCCAUCUGAACCGAAGGCAUCUGAAUCUGCCAAACUCUAACCUACAUCGGCGCAGUCGCGAGUCUGGGAGCCAUGUUGAUUUACACAUGCCGCAAUUUUGCUCAUGCUAUAAUUUGGCUACUCCGAAAGUUGUCCUCUGGCCUGUUCCAUCAUUCAUGAGUUUUCUAGCACUCUGUUCAUCGACAAACUAAUGUUGCGUAACAACCAAUUACCUACCAUUCCUAAAUGGGUGAUUAGCUAAUUGGU